Megachile rotundata (alfalfa leafcutting bee) is the source of this 3778-nucleotide messenger RNA. RefSeq names its product prohormone-2. The record is from RefSeq and is a predicted model, not a curated record. Lineage: Eukaryota; Metazoa; Arthropoda; Insecta; Hymenoptera; Megachilidae.
GCCUUAACCUAUCUUUGUAUCUCCCUCGAGAUUUUGCCCAUCAACCUAAAUUCUCAAUGUGAUUUUUAUAAGAAGUUUUUAAAUAUUGUUUCUCAAGGUCUCAAGGUGAUGCCAACUCUUUCCAAACCCUUCUUUUUUCUAGAUUUUCUUUGCCCCCAAGAUCGAAAGCACUUGAUAUCUCAUUGUGAUCCUGCGUCGGGUGUUUUAGGUCUCUAGGUACAUCCAUGUUUUCCUCCCACGGGUGAUUUUCUUCACGACUCACGUACAUCCCCCCACUAAGUGUUGGAAGCACGGGGAUUCGUCGUUCCCAGAAUCAACGGGUGACGUCAAUGGGAAUCAACCUUCGCGCUUCAGGUCGAGCACGUCGAAUUAUAUUACUUCAUAGAACCAACCCGUAAUUAUAGCGUCCUGUAUCCUCCGAAUAAUCAAGCUUUCAGUAGAUUCACAAAAACCCUCCUGUUCAAAUUCGUUGAAGAUGGUGUUCAUUUUUUCCAGUACAACUGAUGCUUUAAAUCCAGGCAUAGUACUGCAAAAAAAGCUGUACUGGUUUCCAUAAGUUUAAUACAAUUAACAGAUAAAUAUCUCUUAAUUAUUGAAACUCGAGAUCUCGCUGUUUUUCUGAGAAACGAUUUAGGACGCACUUUUUCCGCAGCUCGAAUUUGCGCAAGCGUGCGUUCUUCGGAAAUAGAUCAAUUACGAAGAUACGUCAAGAUGCAUCUCAGAAAAAAGAAUCCGAAGAUCGUACGGGGGCGAGGUCAUAAAUAUUUCAAGGAUCUCAGGCGAUGAUAAAUAUUUUGUCGUAAGACGUCAGCGUGAUAACGCAGAAGGAAAAGAAGAAAUUUCGCACGUCUCCCUCUUUCCCCUUUCGAUCCUGUUUCUCAUGCACAACAGAAAAUAUAUGCGUGGGCGUUGGGUAAUCGUGGGCGUUGUACGAUGGGGAGGGUGUGGGCGUUUUUGCCUGUUGCGGGGGUUGAAGAAGAGCUGGGGACUGAAUACGGAAAACGCUGCUACAAUUUUCAACCCUGGAACUUCCAGACCACAAGGAAAAUUUUGUAAAUUACCUAAAACAAUAGGAUUGUUAAAACAAUAGUAAUUAACAGUAGUUAAGAGAAUUCUCUACUUUUAUAGGGUAAACGGUUCCAGGAACUUUCUCUGUUAAUACCUAGAGCCAUCCAUCUACAAAUGACAUUGACACACUAUAAUUUCAGUCCGCAAUUUACCAAAAAAGUCUGGAAUUAAAAUAAGAGACUUGUACAAUUCUGAAAGUUCUUUGAAAGUAAAGAUAAGUUUCAUGUCUGCCCAUUUACCUUCAAAACAAUAAGAAAGGAUACGCGAGAGAAGAUUUUAAGAAUAGAACCGAAGAUUUGGUCGGGUCAUCGCGUGGGUAGACGUAUUUCGUACCACAAUAGCGUAUACAAGUUCUGUGUGGAGUGUCUGCAGAAAUGUGCGCGUGUGGACGUCAUAUCACCUCGAGUAGGGGUUGCUCGAAAGGGUAGGGGAUGCUCGUUCACCAAGGGGGUUGGUUGAUCGACCGUACCCCACUGGUUUUCUAGUCGUCCUGUCGAGCUCCAACAUUCAUUCUACCUCGACCAGCCGAACUCGCCAGUUCUCUACGUCCUCGAGAACCAUCGCCACGAGAAACAUCCGAGGAAAUCUUGAACUCCAGAACAACUAAGACGAUGUACGCCUGGGUGUGGUUGACUCUGUGCUGUCUCAUUAUGGUCCAAUCCUUGCCGACGAAUCUGGAAGAAGGAAAAAAGACUGAGCAAACAAUGAGACCAAAACCAAAACGAACACAGGAGAUGUUGAUGUUUGGUAAUCAACAGAAUCGUCAAGCAGAAAGCAAAACCACCUCGUAUUCCUCUACAGCAGAGAAAAGAACUCUUGCCUCGGCAGGAUUAGGUGGACUGAAGGCAGCUUUGGCCGAAGAGGAGAAGUCUCGUUCUAAUACUCCUAACAAUGCCAUGUACGAUCGUGAUUCCUUUCCUCCCUAUGAAAAGAAUUACGAUUACAGCAAGGUCCUCGUCAACGAACUAGGCGACGAGAUGCCGCAAGUCUGGGACGUUCCCGCGUACUCUCGCUACUACUUGAACGAAGACCGUCGGAAGAGGUCCGAGAAGUCUGGAGUCGGAUCAACCACCAUAAAACCAUCUACCUCGUCAUUCCAAUCAACAUCCACUCAGCAGUCCGUGUCUCAAGCAAAGAGAAGCGUUCCAAUUUAUCAGGAGCCGCGAUUCAAAAGGGAAUUGGAUAUCGAUCCGGAAGACGUGUUAACUCUUCUGUCCCUUUGGGAGAACGAGCGUAGAAAACGGAACUGGCACAAGUACAUGAACGACGAGUACGAGAAUGUGGAGGACGAAGACAAUCUUCUUGAUGAAGAGGAUCCUCGAAAUGUAAUUCCAUGGAUGGAUUCUCCAGUGUAUCCCCCUCGUCACUACAGCCUGGACUCCCUGUCUCCUUCAGACAUAGGAAUCAUUCGCACUCAUCCAUCCAGUUAUUAUGAACAAUACGAGAACCAAUAUGGUCAACAAUACGACGGUUCUCAAUACGGCAGCCCCCAGUAUGGUCUUGUGUAUCCUCAGAGUUACUACAACCUCCCCGAGAAGAGGUUUAUGGUCUCCAGAAAGCGCUCUCAGGCAUAUGAUCCUUACUCUAAUUCUGCUCAGUAUCAGAUAAGCUCUCAAUCACGAGGAUAUCCUUACCAGCACCGUCUAGUAUAUUAAACUGUUACUUAAAGUAAUAUCGAAAACGUGAUUGAUACGAGGGAUCUUUAUCACGAGGGUAACGAACUGACGUUUUCGGACUCACGUAUACGCAAGAUAAUUUUCUGACGUCUCUCUCUCUGACGCCCCCUUCUUUUAGCUAUUCUGUUAUGAAACAGUAAUACGUUCUCAAACGGCGAGACAAGAGAGACUACUUUAAGAAACACGGUGCUCAGAAAGACUUCACUUACAAGAGCCUGCUGAAAUAGCCCUCUUAAACCUUUGGCCAAUGCGUUGUAAGAUUUUAUCUUUCUUUUCCAAAAUAGAAAACACCCUGAAUUAAGAACGUUUGGUUUCAGCGUGCUCUUGUAUUUCUUAACACGUUAAUCAUUUAGGACUCUCGUUAUAUCGCCACCCUUCUCUGUAGAGUUUUCAAGCCUCCAGAUUUUAAAUUUAUUAAAAAUUUUGGCAAGAUCUAUAUUUUCAAAAUGUUCAAGUUAUCUUAAUUCUUGGAUUUAAGUAAUCAAGAUGAAAAUGUAACAAUAGCUCCCUAGUGCGGGGUGAUAUAACAAGAGUUUACUGUACUCGCUAGUACAACGUCAAUUGUAUUAAUCUUACAGUAGUUAACGUGUUAAAACACUAUACAGGGUGUCUCACAACGUCCCUGAAAUGAGGGGUAGAUUCUGAACAAGAUUUCCCUUUGCGAAAAUCUAAUUCAGAAUUAGCUCCUCAUUUCAGGGACACUUGUGAAACACCCUCAAGCUCUCCUUGCUUGCAGCACGGGCAGGAAGAGCCCCGAUCAAUCGUGCGACGACUGAAAUCGUUAAAACAAUCGUAGUGUAUUCGAAUCAAACUAUCCUCAUGCUUUUCUGACUGAUUAAAAAACGGACGAAGAAUAGUUUUUCCAUGGGUUAGGCUCGAUAGACUCCAUCCGAUUAGACGACUAGGUGAUGGGAUUACAUGGACGACCUACAAUAAAAGGAGGACAAGAUUUAUUCGAGACGAUAGUGAACGAUAGAAUAGAAAAAAAAAUAACGAGGCUGAUAUGUCAUUUUAUAAUUGUUUACCAUUCGUUU